Symbiodinium sp. CCMP2592 is the source of this 570-nucleotide messenger RNA. The record is from the annotation of a GenBank genome assembly. NCBI's taxonomy places the organism in Eukaryota, Dinophyceae, Suessiales, Symbiodiniaceae.
AUGGACGUUGUCGAAGAGGAAGAGGCGACUGGUGCCGAAGGCAAACUUCCUUCCCCAAUAAUGAGUGCCCGUACCAGACUAAAUCAUGUGCCCAGACCCAGUUUUACCGUGUACGAGGCUUGGUGGCAAAACGCCCAUGUGGAAAUGGUCCAGAAAGGUAUGGAGUUCGGCGGUCAGAAGAAUGCAUGGCAGGACGUCGAAGUGGAUCAGUCCGUCUUCGACAAAAAGCUCAUCCCCUUGGAGGAAACGGAGUCGCCUUCGAAGACGAUGAUGCCCACGAAGCCACGGUCACCGGGGCCUGGCCCCAUCAAGAAGUGCGAUUGGAAGCCCAUAGCCGACAAACGAUUGAAGGACAAGCAGGUGUUGCUACACACCGACAGUGCUCGUGCGUAUAACUCCAAGACGCGGGGCGUCUUGCAUGCUUCCGUGGUUCACAAGAAGCGCCAGGUUUCGGUCGGUGGAAGGUGGGUGUGGCAGCAGCCUACCUACGUCAAGUUGAGGAAGGUGCUCUUGCCCAUCAACAAGCGUCUGACUGUAAAGAUCAGGACGCAAAUUGUCGAUCUCGCAUGA